Molecule: messenger RNA, 683 nt
Organism: Saccostrea cuccullata (small rock oyster)
Lineage: Eukaryota; Metazoa; Mollusca; Bivalvia; Ostreida; Ostreidae
Product: CD209 antigen-like protein E
Exons: 4
Coding region: 109-525 (138 amino acids)
Molecular function (GO): signaling receptor activity
Source: RefSeq, a predicted model, not a curated record
AUAAAAUUCAAGCGCAAAAAAAACCUGAUUUGUCUUUAAAUAAAACAUACAUCAUUACAGUUCAUCGAAUAUAGAAUAUGUUUUAGGAGUUACCCAGUUCUUAAGAUCAUGCCAAAAAUCCAACACACGAUGUUAUUUUUUUUGACUGGUAUUUACUCCAUAUCUGAAGUUUUCUGCUCUUGGGAGACGUGUUCAGAAAACGGAAUUGCAUAUACAUUUGAAGAACAGAAAGUUAAUUGGGAUAAAGCAGCUGGGCAAUGCGAAGAUGCCGGUGGAUCUUUAGCUAUUAUUCGGUCGAGAUUUGAUAAGAAUUGUGUCGUCAAAAACCUAAAUCAAAGUGUUGGUUCCUAUUAUAUUGGAGGUUCAAAAUCCUCUUCUUCUGGACUUUGGACAUGGAUGGAUGACACUCCAGUUCCUAAGCCGGGAUACUGGGAGAAAGACGAACCAAACAAUUCCGGAGGAAUUGAAGAUUGCUUAGAGUUUCGGUUGUAUGAUUUAUUUUUGGAACGACGUAUCCUGCAGUGAGAGGAGUGCUUACGUUUGUCAAAGUGGGUACCGUCAUUAGGAUUUUCUAGUAGUAAACAAAAGGUUCAUUUUCUUCUUUUCUGAGAAGUUAUAUAGGACAAUUUUGCAAAAUAAUUUAAUCCUCUUUUGAAGGAAUAAAAGAAAAACCCAUUCUUUUU